This is a messenger RNA of Nomascus leucogenys (northern white-cheeked gibbon), 1481 nucleotides long. RefSeq names its product mitochondrial ribosomal protein L37 (gene MRPL37). Lineage: Eukaryota; Metazoa; Chordata; Mammalia; Primates; Hylobatidae. Gene Ontology annotation, cellular component: ribosome; mitochondrion. Gene Ontology annotation, biological process: translation. Gene Ontology annotation, molecular function: structural constituent of ribosome. The record is from RefSeq and is a predicted model, not a curated record.
CUCUCGUUCCCAGCAGGCCCUGCGCGCGGCAAGAUGGCGGCGUCCAGGUGGAGGUCUUGAGGCUAUCAGAUCGGUAUGGCAUUGGCGUCCGGGCCCGCAAGGCGGGCGCUAGCUGGCUCCGGGCAGCUCGGCCUUGGGGGCUUCGGGGCCCCCAGACGCGGGGCGUAUGAGUGGGGCGUGCGCUCCACGCGGAAGCGGGAGCCUCCUCCCCUGGAUAGGGUGUACGAGAUCCCUGGACUGGAUCCUAUCACCUUUGCGGGGAAGAUGCACUUCGUGCCCUGGCUGGCGCGGCCGAUCUUUCCGCCCUGGGACCGCGGCUACAAGGACCCAAGGUUCUACCGCUCGCCUCCUCUUCACGAGCAUCCGCUGCACAAAGACCAGGCCUGCUAUAUCUUUCACCACCGUUGUCGCCUUCUCGAGGGUGUAAAGCAGGCCCUCUGGCUCACCAAGACCAAGUUAAUAGAAGGCCUUCCCGAGAACGUGCUUAGCUUUGUUGAUGAUCCAAGGAACCACAUAGAGAACCAAGACGAGCGCGUUCUGAAUGUGAUCUCUCAUGCCCGUCUCUGGCAGACCACUGAGGCAAUCCCCAAGAGAGAGACCUACUGCCCAGUCAUCGUAGACAACCUAAUACAGCUGUGUAAAUCUCAGAUUCUCAAGCAUCCUUCUCUGGCCAGGAGGAUCUGUGUCCAAAACUCCACGUUUUCUGCUACCUGGAACCGAGAGUCUCUUCUCCUUCAAGUCCGUGGUUCUGGUGGAGUCCGACUGAGCACUAAGGAUCCUCUGCCCACCAUCGCCUCCAGAGAGGAGGUUGAAGCUACUAAGAAUCAUGUUCUAGAGACCUUCUGCCCCAUAUCACCCAUCAUCGAUCUUCAUGAGUGCAAUAUUUAUGAUGUGAAAAAUGACACAGGAUUCCAGGAAGGCUAUCCUUACCCCUAUCCCCAUACCCUGUACUUACUGGACAAAGCCAAUUUACGACCACACCGCCUUCAACCAGAUCAGCUGCGGGCCAAGAUGAUCCUGUUUGCUUUUGGCAGUGCCCUGGCUCAGGCCCGGCUCCUCUAUGGGAAUGAUGCCAAAGUCUUGGAGCAGCCGGUGGUGGUGCAGAGCGUGGGCACGGAUGGACGUGUCUUCCAUUUCCUGGUGUUUCAGCUGAAUACCACAGACCUGGAUUCUAGCGAGGGGGUCAAGAAUUUGGCCUGGGUGGACUCAGACCAGCUCCUCUAUCAGCAUUUUUGGUGUCUCCCAGUGAUCAAAAAGAGAGUGGUUGUGGAACCUGUUGGGCCAGUUGGUUUCAAGCCAGAGACAUUCAGAAAGUUUUUAGCUCUAUAUUUGCACGGUGCUGUGUGAGCAGAGGACCCCUCUGAAUCCUGAAGCCCCCCUUGCCUCUCUUCCACGGAAGAGGGCCUGGGCCCCGUGGAGCCUCAGUGCCCGUUUGGCCUGCUGCUCUCGCUGACAAUAAAGAGCCCUUGCGUUGCACUGAA